AUGAACAAUCUUUCACGAAAUGUAAAGGAUCUGUAUUCUAUUCUGAACAAGUUGGAGCAAUCGGGAAAUAGCCAAAAUACUGCAGAGGCCGUGAACGAAGUGCGAAACUUGAAUUAUGAACUUUACACCGCAACACUACAAGCUAACGAUGAAAGGCUAUCGGCUUGCGUCUUAAGCGAGGGUUUGCAGAAGUAUCAGAGCCUAAUGAUUCAUCGAGAAGGAGUCAAUAACUACUGCGAUGAUGUCAUGGAACUGCUCAACCAGCAACCUCCUCCAGAUGGCCUCGAUUACGUACCGACUGAAACGGCUUUGGAUGAUCCACUGUCGUAUAUCCGCAAAACGGAGUGCCACGGGCAGUACGAAAAUUGUUGCUUCAACGAAAUUUCUAUGGAUGAUGUGUCAGGCAUAAUGGUUGACCCAACACAGCGCAAGCCAACGGCAGAUUUCGAUACGUUCCAAAUGCCACAACAGAAGUGCCAUUCCGCUGGUGCGCCAUCGGAAGUCGGUGGUAAAGCUCAAGUAUCUAUCGAAGACAUUUCGCGACGAGUGUUCGCGAGUGGUGCUUCAAUUUUCACCCCUAAGGUUCCUGUUGGGAGACCGGAAAUAAGAAAAACACCAUAUGUACCUGCGCCACCGGAUGAGCCUGUUGUUUCUCACGCAAAAGGUGCCCCGGAAGGUGGAUUUCGUACGGCACAUGAUGAAUUCCGGAUCCAAAACGUUAAGAAAUAUGGACAAACGAAUCUACCCGGCAAGACGCCUCUUUUCGCUUACGGUCGAAAAUCUCUCGGUGGUCGCCGGACACUGGGCAGUAAGUUCGUCUGCCCCGUGCGGCCCGAUAAUGAAUCUGCAGCAGGCGUACAACGGACAGCGCCAGCGACGGACGAUAGUAGGACAUCCAGUGGCGAAAGUCAGGAAGAGGAAGUUGACGAUCGACUGAAAAAUAUCGACCCGAAGAUGGUGGAACUCAUCCGUAGCGAAAUCAUAGGUCGCCUUCAACCCCUGACUUGGGAUGACAUUGCCGGAUUGUCGUAUGCGAAAACGAUCAUCAAAGAAGCGGUCGUGUUGCCCAUAUUACGCCCGGACAUAUUCACCGGUUUGCGCAAACCGCCCCGGGGUGUUCUUCUUUUCGGUCCUCCGGGGACGGGCAAAACAUUGAUCGGCAAAUGUAUCGCAUCACAGUCCAAGUCUACUUUUUUCAGCAUCAGUGCUUCAUCGCUUACCUCGAAGUGGGUUGGCGAUGGGGAAAAGAUGGUGCGAGCAUUGUUUGCAGUGGCCGCCGUCCAUCAGCCGUCUGUUGUCUUUAUCGACGAGAUUGACUCUUUGCUGUGCCAGCGUUCCGACACGGAACACGAAAGCUCUCGGCGACUGAAGACAGAGUUUUUGGUACAACUCGAUGGUGCCGCCACGGCCGAAGAUGAGCGUAUUCUCAUCGUUGGGGCCACUAACCGACCGCAGGAGCUGGACGAAGCAGCACGACGUCGGUUGGUGAAACGAUUAUACAUUCCACUCCCGGAUCGUGCCGCAAGGGUACAGAUUUUAGUACGUCUACUACAACAGGAAAGGAAUAGUUUGACCAGCGACGACAUAGAGCAAGUCAGUGAACUCACUGAUGGGUUUUCGGGCGCGGAUAUGAAGGUUCUCUGCCACGAAGCAUCGAUGGGACCAAUCCGAUCCAUACCGCUCGAAGAGCUGGGUGACAUUGCCAAGGAUCAGGUGCGACCCAUUUCCCAUGAUGAUUUCCGGCUAGCAUUGACGAAAGUGAAGGCCACCGUAUCGCAGAACGACUUGAAACAAUACACUGCUUGGGAUCAAACCUACGGAGCUGGAGCAUCAUGA
Messenger RNA from Anopheles cruzii, 1836 nucleotides. Its product is annotated as fidgetin-like protein 1. Lineage: Eukaryota; Metazoa; Arthropoda; Insecta; Diptera; Culicidae. Bases 1 to 1836 code for a protein of 611 amino acids. The transcript has 3 exons. The record is from RefSeq and is a predicted model, not a curated record. Gene Ontology annotation, molecular function: ATP hydrolysis activity; microtubule severing ATPase activity; ATP binding.